ACAUGUUUGCUCGAGACGGCGCAAGCUAACAGUAAGCUAAAGCUAAUCUUUUACAUUAUAGCGAUGACGCUGGUAGUGACGAUUCUCUCAGACCAAUCAGUGAUCUACAGUGUUUUCGCGUCACGUUUGGUAUCAGGUCGGGUCGCUUGGAACCCCAACCGAGGUGGUACGAAAAAAGUAUCGGGUACUACGUACUGCACCCAGUGGAAAAGCUCCCAAAAGUAAGCUGACCCGACUUAAACUAAACCAAACCGUGGGGUCAUAUGCAAUGGAAAAGCUCCAAAAGGGACACAUAUUUGAAUGUGAGUUUUUUGGUUUGAAGCAAAGGUAUUUGAUGAACGUAGUAUACGUGAGAAGAGCUGUCCAUCUCAUUUGUGAAAGAGGUGACAUUUAGCGACUUUUGAAUCUGAGCUCCUCUAUUAUUUCUGCAACCAGAGAGGCCUUAUUUUUAAUUCUUAUAAAAAAUUCUCAUUUAAUUUUAAUCUUAACCAAACUCUUUAGUGAGUUAACAAGCCUGAUAUCUCAAGAGGCCUCUUCGCAAUCACCCCAUUAAAUAAAUGGAAAAUAUUAUCAAAGCUCUGUAGCAAUCACACAAAGAAAGGAGAUGAAAGAAAUGCGAUUACCUAAUUUAAAACCAAGACUCAUUUUUAAAUAAACAGAUAAAAGAUCCUAAGACUGAUUACUUUGUUUAGGGCUGUCAGUUUAGCGUUCAGCAUCCAACAGUCGAAGGGCGUGGCAAAUAAAUGGCAGUACUGAUGGAAAGUGGGUGUGUCUUGUGGGGAUGUCCACUCCCUUCCUACCCAUAAUGCUUUAACCUAGUUCUUGCUCCACUUCUUGCCUCACAUCAAUCAUGGCUCUGCCUGCUUCAUCUUUAUCUCACCCACCGCUGUAGAUCGUGACAUCUGUUAGAUGACCUUGUGCAUCACUGCCGUAUGCUCAGCCUCAUCUCUAACAACAUUUUUAGCUCUUUGCUGCCUUCCCCCUUUCUGUAUAUGCUUAUUGUCACAACUAACACCGCCGGUUCUUUUUGUUAAAGUGGUUUAACAAAAAGUUGCAUGCUGGUUAAUGGUUUUGAGUUUUUACAUAAAAAAAAUUCUCAUCAUAAUUGCCAUUUUAUUUGUGGUGUGCGUGUGUUAGAUACAUAACAAAUUUGUUUUCCAAUGCAUUUAUUUGUUAUCCAUAAUUUUAUUAUUAAUGCUUGGAUCAGAUCUUUUGUUUUAUGUAAUAUUACUUUUUUUUUUACUUGAAGCUUGAAUAUUUUCAUAUUCUUGCAUCUCGUUUUCGUUUCAGUAUUUUUUAAAGCAUCAGAUUAGUCUGAAUGAAAUAUGUGCACACACGCGAAUCAAGCCUCUCAAUGGUAACCCGAGGCCUCCUUCUCUCCACUUUUCUUUUUGUCUCUCCAUAAGUCUAUUGAUCUUCCUCAUACUGUUUCGCCCCUCGAUCUCUUCUCUCGUUACAGCUACAUACUGUUUGUUUUUGUUGUGGCUCUUUCAUGGUGAUGAACUCACGAAAAGCCUGUGAAAGUUUUUGGUUUUUGUGUAUGCAAGCUCUUUAUGUCUGUGCUUCCCUCUCGUUUACUCUUAGUUGUUUAUUAAUCUCUCUCCCAGAAGCGGUUUAUAUAUGUAUUUCUGUGUCAUAAUACGUAUAUAACCGCACAUUCCUCCCUACCUUUUCUAAGACUGAAAGUGAAUUAGUUGACUCAGAGGUUGGUAGCAUUUACAUCCAUUUUCUUUUAGCUGUUACCUCUACUAGAGGAAUGCCCCAUAAAUUAGUGUCCCCUUAAACGCAUCCCUCCAGAUUGUAAGGGCUUCAGAGAUGUGCCUUAUUACAGAACCAAGUGACUUUCUUUUCCUCUUCUUGUUCUAUCUAUCCUCUUUCUUUCUUUUCCUCUACUUCAACAAGGAGUUUAAAGGUGUAGCACAUGAUGCUUUAUGUUGAUGACAGUGAAGAAAGUUUCAGCAAUUAUUUGGCUACCAUGUGUGCUUGUGACACUGUAUGUGUAAAUGUGUAUGAAGCGCUUCUUAUUAUUGGAUUAUUGUGGUCUUUUCUUUCCUCUCUUCCUCACAUCAGGAUAACAUUGGGCACCGGCUUCUUCAGAAACAUGGCUGGAAGUUGGGUCAAGGCCUGGGAAAAACCAUGCAGGGUAAGGUUUGUAGGACCUACCCCCAAUGUGUGUAUGUGUGUAUGUUUGAAUAAGUGCGUGUGUGUGGAUGUGUUUCUUCAAAUAAUACAAAAUAACUUAAUACCCAUUUUACAUUGUAGCCUAAUGGCUUCUCUUAGCUCUUUUCUAUGUGCUUACAAUCACUAAACGCUCUCUGCUCAAAAUUUCAGCGCUACGAUUUAAAACUCAUACCAAACUGGAAUCAGUCAGCAUUUUACGUGCAAAAUUUUAUAUAUUGAAAGUCCUUGUUCAGAAUUAGUGCUAGACUAGUGUUUUAUAUUAUUUAAUAUGUUUGGCUGCGAUGGGGGUGUUUUGAUUGGCUGAGAACAUGAGAUGGGGCCCUCUGAUUGGCUGUGAACUUGAUUCUGCCUCUUUCCCAUGAUUCCUCUGAAUGGCUUGCAGAAUGAGCCUUAAUCCCUCGCCCAUUCUUCCCCUCCUUUCGCCUCUGAUCGGUCUAUCUGCCUGCGUCCACUUUUGUGAAAUGAAUGUACACGUGUGGUGGGAGUGGAAACUGUAUGUGUUGUGAGUGCGUGUGUGUGUCACCAUAUCAAGGGGUGGGGGCUCAGGUGUUUUAGCUUGCAGGGAAGUCUUCCCACCAUCCCGCCUGCAUCCCACUUCUCUUAUAAGCUUACACGUGAAAGCGUCGCCUGACCUGACCCAUCUCCUUCCCUCUCUCCUGCAGAGCAUGCUGGCUGUAGAGAUCCAGUCUUGUGAUCCUGAGUUUUAAGCAACACACGAUAUUUCCUAGUAUUUGAUUCUAGAUUAAUCAUGAGAUGAAAUGGUACUAGUCAUUUAAGUAAGACGGAGAGAAGCCAGACUUCUGGCCAAUCACAAUGUGUUGCUAAAAGCUCCCUCAUAACGUAUGCUUCUCAUAGCUCGUACAGGUGCGUGAAGAAGUUUGCAUACAGUGGCCUCUGUCUCAGAACCACAUGCACAGAGACAUGGAUCCAUUUGGGGAUUAUAGGAAGGGUGAAAUGGGGAACAGGGUGCCUAGUUCUUUGAAGUGUGUCAUGGUUGGUAUAUCAAUGUUAAAAGACAAUCAACCAAGAGAGGGGAAACGAGAGGGUGGAUGGCUUCAGGGCCAUUAGGGGAAGGUAAGCAGGGAGAUUUUGAGAAAAAUUCCAGUUUUAGAUGGAAGUCCACAGCAAGUCACAGAGUCCUCCUUCCUUUGCAAUUAUAGUAUCGUUUUUAUUUAAAAUAAUGAUAGACUGUAAAGAGGAGAGCAGGAAUGUCAGGGAUGGUGAGAGGGUAACCCUGUAAUCACUCAGGCCCGAGGGUAAGGGGGUACACCAAAGCCCCUGCCCCUAAACCCAACCCCUAACCCUUUACCCCUUACCCCUGAACGCUCUCUUUGUGCCUCAAUCUUCCUGCUUAACCAAUUGGUGUUUCUUUUUUGCAGCAUUAUGAUCCUGGCCAUGUUGUGCUGAUGGUAAACUUAGUGGACGAACUGACCCUGUGCCCAUCACCCUCAAAUAUGAUGUCAUGGGAAUGGGACGCAUGGAGAUGGAGCUGGACUAUGCAGAAGAUGCCACAGAGAAGCGCCGUGUGUUGGAGGUGGAAAAAGAAGAGACGGAGGAACUGCGGCAAAAAUACAAGGAUUAUGCGGAGAAAGAGAAAGCCAUAGCCAAGGCUUUGGAGGAUCUGAGGGCUAACUUCUACUGUGAGCUGUGUGAUAAGCAAUAUCAGAAACAUCAGGAGUUUGACAAUCACAUCAACUCCUAUGACCAUGCACACAAACAGAGAUUAAAGGAGCUGAAGCAAAGGGAGUUUGCUCGGAACGUGUCUUCGCGUUCUAAAAAGGAUGGCAGGAAACAGGAGAAGAUGCUCCGUCGUCUUCAUGAACUGGCAAAACAGAGAAAGCACAAAGACUAUGUCCCUGGUAGUGGCCCAAUGUUUAAGCCCACCACUGUGGCAGUAGAUGGAGAAAAAGGGGAAGACUCAAUGGAUGGUGUGCCUAUGACAAUGGAGUCUAACAAUGAAGUUUGUGAAGAUAAAGGAGGUUAUGGUCUUGGUGGUCAAGGGUCCCCAAGAACCGGCUCUACCAUCAGUUUUGGCUUCAACAAGACUAGCUCAUCUCCAACGCCCUCUGGAGGCUCACAGACUCCCAAACUCAGUGUCUCCUUCUCUUUUGCUAAAAAAGCCCCAGUCAAACUUGAGACAGCUGCUGCUGUAUUUGCAGACCCUGGUGAGGAGGCAGUGGAGGAAGAAGAAGGUCAGGAAGAGGGAGCUGAAAAGACUGGAGCUGAGGAAGGAGCUGUGUCAUCCAAUUCUGAUAGCCCACAUGGUGCAACAGGAGGUGAGGGAGGAGGAGGAGGUGUAGGAGAGAGUGGCAGUGGAAGUGAGGAACAACAGUCACAACCGGAUGAUGGAGCAGCCUUGGCUUCCACUUUGAACAAGCUGAAGAUGAUGAUGAAAAAAGAGGAAGGUUACGCUGGACAGGAGCCACAGUAUUAUCAUUAUGUACCUCCUUCACAUUGUCGGGUCAAGCCUCAUUUUCAGUUCCUGCUUUUUAUGAAAGCUUCUGACCAGUGUGCCAGCAAGGAAGAGAAUGAAGAUGGAGAGAAAGAUGGAAAGGUAGCACCUGGUAAAGAUAAAGAGCAAAAACAGCCUAAAGUCAGCAGCUGCGAAUCAGAAAAAGACACUGAAAAGGAGUCUACACAAGUGAAAAGCAAAACUCCUCCCCCCACAUCAACCACACAGAAAAUAGAGGAAGCACCUUGUAGUACCCCAGCAGAUAAAGGUGACACAGCAGUUUUAGAUAUCUCGGCCCAAACAGUUGAUACCAAGCAAGGUAUGUCUGAGCUUUCAGAAACAGGUCCUCGCGUGCCAACUGGACCAUUUUUUCCUGUGCUUAGUAAGGAUGAAAGCACAACCCUGCAGUGGCCUUCCGAAUUACUGGAGUUUACUCAGGCCAAACCUUCUCUUUCUUACAGUUGUAAUCCUCUCUACUUUGACUUCAAGCUGUCAAGAAAGAAAGGAAACUGGGCAGGCAAAAACAGCAAACCAGCCAAGCCAGCUAGCAGUGAUGGAGGAGAGGCAUCUAAAUCUGAAAACACUGAUAGUAUUCCAGCAAGUAGUGGAGAGACUUCCACUACAACAGCAGUGGCAGGACCAAGUACUGAUCAAAAAGAUCAGAUACCCCUGAAAGAAGAGGGUUUUAAGAGUGACAACAGUGAGCAGAAAUUAAAAAGUAGUGAAAAUGUGUCUGGAGGAACAAAGAAAAAGAAGAAGAAGAAGAAGAAACACAAGAAGUCUGGAAAGCACUCCAAAUGCAAAGAAAAGGAAAAGGUGGCAGCAGAGGGAGGUUUAGAAAAUGAGGCACCAGGAGAGAAAACUAAAAAGAAAAAGAAACAUAAAAAAAAGAAAAGCAAAAAUAAACCAUGUGAUCCUGAGGAGAACGAAGAGCAAGGUGAGAGUAAAGAAAAAGAGAAAGACAAAGAGGACAAGGAUGGGAUGUCUUCUGCCCAGUCAUCAGGAGUACCCACAUCCCAUGAAGGAGGAAAGAGAAAACGAUCUCACAAGAUGUCACAGCUGUCUGGAGUUGAGGAAACUAGUAAAGGAAAGACCAGCUCUGCAGAGGAGCACAAUGGUACUAAACGUCUUAAAUCAGACCCAAAUGCUGCUUCCUGCUCUGCCUCAGCCCAAAAGAACUCAAGUGGAGGUCGGCCCCCUAGCAGUGACAGUGAAGAAGAUGGCGGAUCAUCAUCUCAACGUUCCCGACCACCCCGGCGUCGCUCCACACCACCACGUGAGCAGCGAAGACACCACAGUGAUGAAUCUGGCCGAUCACGGCGUUCUCGUAGUAGAUCUUCUCGUCGAGGAGACCGCAACCAUAGGCGUCACAGGGAUCAAAAGUCACGCAGUCGAUCCUACUCUAGUAGCUCUGAGCGUUCCUCAGCGGGGAGCAGUGCUUACAGCCGUCGUAGCCAUAGUUACACAGACAGUUACAGUGACUACAGUGAUGAAGAACGUCGCCACAGAUCAAGAAGACCCUCUUCUGACUCAGACUACGAGAGGCGUGAUAGUGGGCGGUCUCACAGACGGCAUUACUCCUCCUCUACCUCUGAGGACUCUCGUUCUCGCUCACGCUCUCACAGUCGUAGAAAACAUAAUCAUCGGAGACACCAGCGGAGUAGUAGUCGCAGCUCUAGUCGCAGUAGUAGAAGCAGCAGUGCUCGCUCCUAUAGACGCAGCAGUUACAGUCGUAGCCGAAGUUCUGCAAGUCGUUCAUCUAGCUCCACUAAAGGUUCUCCACAUCGUCAUGGUCAUAGCCGGAGAUCUGACAGUUCCACACGAAGGCGUGAUUUCAACCGGUCAUGCAUUUACCGUUCUCAGUCUCCGAGGUCAGCUUCCCGCACACAGUCCCGAAACAAGAACUCUUCAUCAGCACAAGCAACUAGGAGUAGCGGUGGAACUGCCUCAAAAGAGGGAGGAGGUGCUGCAGAACACAGAAAUUCAUUCACAGCUCGGCAACUACUGGAGAAAAUCCAAUCUCGAAAAGAAGGGGGUGAAUCUGGAACUAGCACCAAGCUAGGCAUCAAAAUCAAAGACCCUCCACAGGGAUACUUUGGGCCCAAGCUUCCCCCUUCCCUUGGAAACAAAAAUAUGUUGCCUCUUUUUGGCAAGCUCCAGUCAGGAAAGAAACCACCAUUACUUUCCCUUAUGCGUUCAACUGAGGGUGAAAAGUCAGAGCUAGGGAAAAAUUCAGACAGCAAUGAAGUGAUCCUGGUAGAACCCAUUCGUGAGUUUCCCCCUCCCCCACCUCCACCCCAGCCACCAGUCCAGCAGCAACAACAAAAGCAGCAUUUGGAGGAAGCAAUACCAAAUGCUGUAGUAUCUGAGGAGAGCAGACAUUCAAGCUCAGACCCUCAGGUCCUUCAUGAGUCUCAACCACAAUAUGAACAGGAUCCAGCAAUGAUGAUGUCACAAUAUCAAGGUGAUCAAAUGCAAGACCCCAAUAAUCCAAUGUUGGAUGGUCAUAUGAUGGGCCCAGAUAUGGGUCUACAGCCUACUAUGCACACCUACCCUGGUUACCCCCCACCCACAAUGGAGGAUGGGGAAAUGGGCAUGCAAGCUGAAGAUGACGGUCUUGCACCUUUAGAAAGUCAACCAAUCACUUUUACUCCAGAGGAAAUGGAAAAAUACAGCAAGUUGCAACAAGCAGCUCAACAGCACAUUCAACAGCAGCUGUUGGCAAAACAGGUGAAGAGCUUUCCAUCAGCUGCAGCUGCUGCAGCAGCGGCUAACUUGGCAGCAGCAGCUAACCUUGCCCCUGCCCCGCCACCACCACCAGCCUCACUGCAAUCUAUACACAUCCAGCAACCCAACGUUUCUGCAGCUUCUGCUACAUCCAUUACCACAGUACAACAUGCCAUCCUGCAGCACCACGCUGCUGCAGCCAUGGGACUCCAUCCCCAUACCCAACAUCAUCCACAUCCUGCCCAUGCCCAACUAGCCCAGAUGCACCACAUCCCUCAACAUCAUUUAACCCCUAUUUCCUUGUCACCACUGGGCCAUUCCUUAGGCCAUUCACUGGGUCACUCUUUAGGACACACAGGCCUGAUCCCAGCUCACCACACUGCCUUUCUUUCAGGCCAGCCCAUACAUAUUAUACCUGCCUCUGCACUUCAUCACACUCCUCUUGCUUUACACCACAUCCCCCAUGCUGCCCUCUACCAUACCCUCUUUGCACCUCGGCCAGCAAGUGCAGCAGCAGCAGCUGCCCUACAGUUACAUCCCCUUCUUCACCCCAUCUUCUCAGGACAAGACCUUCAACACCCUCCAAACCAUGGCUCCUGAAAACAUUACAUCUUGCUUCUCUCAUAGAGAAGACCAGGCCCAGCAGUGUGAAACCGUAAAGAAUUAAGUUACUGUGGGGGAGCUUGCUACCCACCAUCCUCUGUCCUCUAUAUACUUGGCUACCUUAAGGGGAGGACAGCUAGCAGGACUGUCGGUGGGUAACUUUAAAGGGAGAACAGAAUAAGACCAAGAUUUUCUUGAGAUUGUCAUGUGAUGAAAUCAUGUGUCCUGAACCAGGAUAUAGCUUGGCAGGUAGAGGAAUAUACAUCAUAUAUGUUUCCUCAAGGAAUAUGUAACGCAUUCACACACAAAGGGUUAAUUUAUAGGCCAAGACGUGAAUCUUACUUGGGCAGAAACACUGGUGUAUCUUUUGUUUCGUUGUGAUAUGUUUUUAUUCAUUGUCUGAUGUAUUAUCUGGAAGCUCAUUGGCUAAAGCCAUAAUCAAGAUCUGUGUUGAGGGCCUUUAAUGUAGAUGGAUAUGGUUAUUAUCUGAAUUUGAUGGCAGUCUUUGAGGAUCAUUUUUGGGGACUUAUUUUUAUGUGUACUACGUUGCAGAGUUUAUAACUUAACUAAUUGUAUGAAUAUGCAAAGAUACACUUAGACCUGGUUCUUAACCAGGCUGUCAUGAAUUGAUAAUUGGUGUACUACAAAGUUACCAUCAUAUUUGGUAAUUUUCAGCUCAUACCAAUUAUUAAAUACAGUUGUAUACUACUCUUUCCAAAGGGUAUUACAAAACACGAUCAAAAGCAUUACAAUUAAAAGCCAUAAUCAGCACUUGACUGUGUCUAUUUUUGCUGGUUGGUUGUAAUUCAAUAAAUAUGUGAAUAGAACAGACAUCAAUUAUGUUGAUGUCAAAAGAUUUUAUAUUGUCACAGGCUGUUGGAACUACAUAACAGGUUACACUUUGGAUUUUGAGAGUUCCCAUCCUUUGUAAAAUGAAAUUGUGAGAUCUUGCACUGAAAAAAAAAUGUACAUUUGAGAUGCUGUUUUGCAUCUUGUAACAACUGUAUGAUUGUAGUAUUCUGCAAUAAUUUUAUUUUCUAUUUCAUUUUAAAUUAUUUUCUAUUUUUGUUUGUAUGUUUUUUUGAAAAAAAAAGUUUUCUUUUCCUGUAAAAUAAAUUUACUGUAAAUAAAGUUAUUGUAGUAAAACUAAAAAGUUUGUAACAUCCGUUUAAAAUGGAAUAAUGAAAUUGAAAAUAUGUAAACAUGAUCAGGGCUUGAUACUACAGAGAUCAAGAAUGUUUUUGGAAAGAAGAGGGAACGAGAAUGUGGCUAAACUUUCGGUGACAUGAAUUGUACUGUAAAUGGCAACAGUGAAAUUAGCUUUUUAAGUCUCCUUGAUGCAUAAGCAAAUAAACCUUUGACUUGUAA
This is a messenger RNA of Misgurnus anguillicaudatus (oriental weatherfish), 9331 nucleotides long. It is a transcript of the gene gpatch8, whose product is annotated as G patch domain containing 8. Gene Ontology annotation, cellular component: nucleus. Gene Ontology annotation, molecular function: nucleic acid binding. NCBI's taxonomy places the organism in Eukaryota, Metazoa, Chordata, Actinopteri, Cypriniformes, Cobitidae. The record is from RefSeq and is a predicted model, not a curated record.